AUGAAUCAUAUUACAAAGCAAGUUCCUGGAGCUUUUUUCAUAGAUGGUCCUGGUGGAACAGGAAAAACCUUUCUAUAUAAUGCUUUAUAUGCAGAGAUAAGACUAAUGAAUAGGAUUGUUCUGCCGACAGCAACAUCGGGUAUAGCAGCAUCUAAUAUUCCUUCUGGAAGAACUGCACAUUCGCGCUUUAAAAUUCCACUCGAUCCUCUUGAGUCACGUGCCUGUAAUGUGCCCAAGCAAGGUAAAAUUGUUGUCUUUGGAGGAGAUUUUAGACAGGUUCUUCCUGUUGUGCCUAAAAAAACACAAACCGAGGCAGUUGCUGCUAGCUUGGUUAGCUCUGCUUUGUGGCCACAACUUAUGAAGUUUAGGCUAACAGAAAAUAUUCGAGCCAGGCAUGAUCCAGUGUAUGCAGCUUUUUUGCUGGCACUUGGAAAUGGAGAGCUGCAAGAUUCUGAAAAUGCAUUUGUUCAGCUGCCAUCAGAGAUUAUACAGCCUUAUGAUGCUGCCACACCUCAGGAUCUGCAUUUGACUUCAGCUGCUUUUCCAGAGAUGGAUAUGCCUCUGUUUAGCGCAGAUAUAUUCACUACUAGAGCUAUAUUAACACCAGUCAAUGACAAUGUUGAUGUUAUAAAUGAUAUAUUAAUAGGCAAGUUCCCUGGUGAAACAGUGGUCUACAAGAGUUAUGAUUCAAUGAUUGAUGAUAAUUGUUCCAUAUACCCCAUUGAAUUUCUAAAUAAUAUAUGUCCUGGUGGCAUGAGUCCUCAUGAGCUUAUAUUAAAACCCAAUAGUCCUGUUAUCCUGCUGCGUAACAUUCUGCCAUCAUCUGGUCUUUGCAAUGGAACAUGCCUGAUAUGCAAAAAGUUCUUUUCAAAUCUCAUUGAAUGCGUUAUUGUUGUUGGCCAUCACAAAGGAGAGCAUGUACUGAUACCAAGAAUUAAUCUAAGGCCAUCAGAAUCCUCAGCUUAUCCUUUUCAGUUUCAGAGAAAACAAUUCCCCAUAAAGCUUAGCUUUGCAAUGACUAUCAACAAAGCUCAGGGGCAAACACUUAACAAAGUUGUUGUUUAUUUGCCACGAUCAUGCUUUUCGCAUGGCCAACUAUAUGUUGCACUUUCUCGGGCUCGUCAGGCAUCAUAUGUCAGUGUUAUAACUGACAUCAAUGCUGAAAAACCAAGUUUGGCUCAUGCUAUACUAUUUUGCAAUACAGAUAGUUUUUCUGAGCAUGUCAUAGUUCAUGAAUUAGCAUACUGGUUAAUUUUCAAAUUAUGUGUUCAAAGAAUAUUUUGCUAA
Molecule: messenger RNA, 1287 nt
Organism: Chenopodium quinoa (quinoa)
Lineage: Eukaryota; Viridiplantae; Streptophyta; Magnoliopsida; Caryophyllales; Amaranthaceae
Product: ATP-dependent DNA helicase PIF1-like
Exons: 4
Coding region: 1-1287 (428 amino acids)
Biological process (GO): telomere maintenance; DNA repair
Molecular function (GO): DNA helicase activity
Source: RefSeq, a predicted model, not a curated record